AUGCCGUUGCGGAUCGAGGCGCCGUGGAAACCGCGCGUGAGUAGAACACCAGCCUCCCCCACUGCUUCCCGCGCAUUUGCCUCUACAGUCUCGCACCCCCACCCCCCUGUCGCAACUCCCAUUUCUCCACGCAAUCACUCCCCUUCCCCGUCGCUUUCUCUCCCCUUCCCCCUCACUAUCACUCCCCAUCCUCGGCGCGUUCCCUCCCCUUCCCCCUCGCUAGCGUGCCCGUCCCCCCCCCACGCUCGCCCUCCCCUUCCCCUUCGCAAUCACUCCCCUUCCCCAUCGCCGUCUCCUCCUUUCCCCCUCGAUAGCUCUCCCUCCACCGCUAGCACCCCCCUCCCCCGUCGCUAUCACUCCCUCCCCGUCACUAUCACUUCCCUUCCCCCUCGCGACCAUUCCCCCACCCCGUCACUGUCACUCCCCUUCGCUAUCUCAUUCUCUCCCCUUCCCCCUCGCUCGUGUGCACGUUCCCCCCCCAUUCGCGCCCUCCCUGACCCCCGUCACUAUCACUCCCCCUUCUCGUCGCGUUCUCUCCCCUUCACCAUCACUAGCACUCCCCUGUAUCGUUGCUUGCAAUCCUCUUUACCGUCACAAUCAUUCCCUUCCCCGCUCGCUAGCACUCCCAUUCCCCCUCGCUAUCACACCCCCUCUUCGUUGCAAGCACUCCCCUUCCCCUUCGUGGGCGGUCCCCCUUCCCCUCGCCGUGUACUCCCCUUCCCCGCACUAGCACUCCCCCUCCCCUUCGCAAGCACCCCCUUUCCCCCUCGCAGGCGGUCCCCUUCCCUAUCACUAACACUCCCCUCAAUCGUCGCUUGCAAUCCCCUUUCCUGUUGCUUUCAUCCCCCUUCCCCGUCACUAUCAAUCCCCUUCCCCCCUCGAUAG
Messenger RNA from Closterium sp. Naga37s-1, 885 nucleotides. The record is from the annotation of a GenBank genome assembly. NCBI's taxonomy places the organism in Eukaryota, Viridiplantae, Streptophyta, Zygnematophyceae, Desmidiales, Closteriaceae.